AUGACUGGACUACAAAGAGAAAGAAAUAACAAGCAAAUAUUAAUAUUAUCAGAUUGCCAGAGUGUAUUAAAAGCAAUAAAAAACAAUAGGCUAGAUGUAUAUAAGAGUAGCUUUAUAUUAGACAUUAGAAGACAUCAUUCUAGAUUAAAAACUAAAUUCGGUUGGAAAAUUAUUUAUGGAUGGAUCCCAGCUCAUAGAGGUUAUACUGGAAAUGAAAUAGCAGACAGAUUAGCAAAAGUAGGUGCGUCAGAAGUAGCGGAAAUAAAUAUCCCCGUCCCGAUAACGGACUUAAGAAGCAUAUUUAGGGAAGAAGCUUGGAAUAACACGCAGGAUAAAUUAAUUAGUAAAAGUUCAUAUAAAGGCAAGAAUUACUUUCGAAAUUUCCACGACAGAAACAAAAAACAACCUUGGUUUAAAGAAAUUAAAGCGGAGAGAUAUUUUUAUUCUUUCAUUAAUCGUAUAAGAGCAAACCACUACAAUUUAAACGAGUCUUUAGCUAGAAAGAACUAUAUAGAUAUAUCUAGAUGCGACUGCGGCUACGAAAAAGAAGACAUAAAUCAUGUAAUAUGGCAGUGUAGUAGGUACGAUGUGGAAAGGGAAGCGAUGAACGAGAAAUUGGUGAAACGUAACAUUUACGGAGCAGCAGAGGACAUAGUGGAAUUGAUCAAGAGAAAGGACUGGCCUAAAAUUGGAGUGGUAUACAGAUUCAUUAAACAGAUAGGAAGGAUUAUCUAA
This is a messenger RNA of Temnothorax curvispinosus, 735 nucleotides long. RefSeq lists its product as uncharacterized. The coding region runs from base 1 to 735 and encodes 244 amino acids. The record is from RefSeq and is a predicted model, not a curated record. Gene Ontology annotation, molecular function: nucleic acid binding; RNA-DNA hybrid ribonuclease activity. The transcript has a single exon. NCBI's taxonomy places the organism in Eukaryota, Metazoa, Arthropoda, Insecta, Hymenoptera, Formicidae.